This is a messenger RNA of Lolium perenne, 2265 nucleotides long. RefSeq lists its product as uncharacterized. NCBI's taxonomy places the organism in Eukaryota, Viridiplantae, Streptophyta, Magnoliopsida, Poales, Poaceae. The record is from RefSeq and is a predicted model, not a curated record.
UGCCGUUGCCUCCUUGACCCCAUUCCAUCUUCUCCCUCGCCGCCGCGCCUGCCCACCGCCGCCGCCGCCGUCGCCAUGCCCAGGCCAUCCUCCACGUCCCAGCCCAGGAGGGCCUCCCCGUCGCCCACCCCAUCCCCAGCCACCGCGCCCAAGCCCAACAAGAACCUCGGCAGCGCGCAGCGCCGCCGCAGCCCGCUGUCGGACCUCAACUCCGGGGACGCCUCCGCCGCGCGGGCCGGCUGCUUCCGCUUCCUCCUCUCCUCCGCCUCGGCCUCCAAGUCCAGAUGCCCCUCCACCCCGCGGACCCCCGCGUCCGGCCCGCCACGGCCCCGCCCGGAGACCACGCGGCGGGUUAACCGUCUGCCAGAUCAAGAAUCGAGAACCAAGACGGAGCAGUGGCCCAGAAGUCGAAGGGAGGACCCGAUCGGCGGCCAGAUCAGGAGGGUCGAGCCCACCACCAAGAAGAAGGGGCUGGCGAGGAGGGGCCAGCAGCAGCUGGAGGCCCUGACGCCGGAGAGGAAGGCGGACGCGGGGGGCACGCCGUCGUCCUCCGCGACGCCGCCGGUCCACGCGUCGAUCUCGCCCGAGGUGCUGGCGGGCGGGGCGGCGACGCCGGCGUGCUUCGCGGCCGGCCACCACGUCGUGCCGGGCGUCCGCGACCGGCGCAAGCGCCGCGCGAGGGGCAUCCUCGACAUCGCCGGGGAGGGUACGAGCACGAGCUCGGAGCUCGGCUCCGACCCGUCCCGGGCGUCGAUCCACUGGCUCUCGUCCUCCCAGCUGGGCGAGGCCGUGACCCGUUCGACGAAUUGCGCAAAGGAGGCGUCCGCCAUCUGGCUCGCAUCUCCCCGUGAUGAAGGUCUGCUCGACGACGAGAUCUUCCUGCCCAGAUGCUCGUCGGAGGACGCGUUCUGGCGGCUGUCCCCUGACUACACAGGGUUGCUGGGCUCGCCGGUGCUCGGAGGUCUACUGGAUUUCGACACGCCGGGGUCGGAAACCACACCGUCAUCGGGAUUUCUUCCUGUGGAGAAGACGCCGAGCACCGGUGACAGCAUUAGCCCCUUCUCGCUUAUUGUGAAGAGGGCAUCGUCGCAAUCGUCCAGACUGAGUUCUUUGUGUGCCCAGCAACGACUUGGCAGCUAUUGCUGCGAUUCGGCAGCGGAUCCGACUCCAAUUUCUAGAGAGUCGUGGCCUGAAAAUGCAAGCACUGGCAAGUGCUCGGGGUUAGCAAGGGUUAGCAGUCGCCUUGUGGCGAGGAUGGAUCCAGUGGUAGAAUGCGUGGAGAUGAUGACUUUGUCCCCCAGGCCCGGGGAUGCUGAUUAUGAUGGAAAUGAAGCUCUGCCUGCUCAGAUCAGCUUCCAGUUUGCCGGUGCGCCAACACCUCUGGAAUCCAUAGACCUGAGCUCUUUUAAGAGAUCUCCUUGUGAGAUAGAAUUGAAGGGGAAGGAGGUGAGUUUUCGGAAGCCAGUCUCAUCGACUGAGACUCGGAUCUCUUGGCGGGAAGGGCUAGUUAGCAGAAUGUUUGAUAUGGGUGACUUGGACUGCUGCAGAUGGUUUUCUGAUGACGAAGACGGACCAGUUCUCCUGGGCAAUGCCGAGGCGUUGCCUGAUACAUUGCCUGAUACCACAUUUCAGCAUAUUAGUGCUUCCUGCCAGCAAGAGGAUGGCGAGCGAUCAGGCUUCGGUUCUGUUGAGUUCAGUAGCAAUGGUGGUGGAGAACUAAAUUAUGACAGUAAGGCUACUCCGAACCCUGUUCAAGUUGCAGAGUCUAUGAGAGCAGAAGGAUUCGAGCUCGUCUCGUCCGAUGACUCGGACUGCUGGACUCUCUUGUACAAGAAUGGCUUGUUCGAAACAUGAGGAGGAUGGCGACCGAUCCAGCUUUGACUCUGUUGAGUUGAGCUACAAUGGUGGUGGUGAACUUAAUUAUGACAGUUAGACAGUAAGGCUCUACCAAACCCUGUUCAAGUUGCGGAGUCUAUGAGACCAGAGGAUCCGAGCUCUUCUUGUCCGGCGACUCAGACUUCUGGACUCUCUUGUCCAAGAAUGGCUUUGUUUGAAACAUGAGGCAAAAGAAUGGCUUGUUCAGGUGUUGUGUUCUUUCAGGAGAAGCAUUUCAAGCACAGGUUUCUGGGAUCUUGUGUUUACCCCAGCCUUGUACUUAUUUCUAGAGUUGAGUCUCUCUUUAUGUUUUUCAGUGGUACAUGUAAAUAUAUUGUGCUCUAUCAGGAGAAGCAUUUCAAGCACAGGUUUGUGGGAUGUUGUGUUUGC